AAAAGAAUAAAGGAAGAGAAAAAACUUUAAAACGUCUCGGUGGUUUGCGCCGCUGCAUAUCUCGCUCUCCAUCACCCAUCGACAAAGGCAAUCGAGCUCCUCUUUGAGUGUUGUCUAUUGGAGUAUGAUACGGUGACGCAGAGCUCCACUUUUAUAAACAGAAAAGAAAAGAAAAACCUUAAAAACCACGUGGGUCUCCGUUCUCCGUCACUCCAUCGACAAGGGCUCUGCGUCUCCGUUCUCCGUCACCCCAUCGACAAGGGCAAUCGAGCUCAGAGUCAGUUUCCGAAAGUAGAGAGAGAAGAAUGGAGAAUUCGAGAAGGUUACAAGAAGAGUCAAAAAGAGUUUUGAGUGAAGGAAUUGGUUUGGUUCUGUUUCGUUGGUCAGCUCUUCAAACGGCUGUUGAGAACGAAUGGGGUGGGCAUCAGUCACGUCUCAAAGCUGAUCAAUUUGCCUCUCACAUACUUUCAUGGUUCGUUCAAUCCAAAGAGCCACUUUAUAUUGAUGACUUAGAAGAGAUACUCGAUCAAGGUAUGCUUUCUCUCAAUGUGGAGGUUGAGGAUGGCAGUAUUGAAGAGGUAGCUGAAAAACUAAUGGUUAUGCAUGAAGAAUGCUUAGAAGGUAAUUUUAAGUCUGUUGAGAUUCUCAGGGAAGCCAAUCUUAAGCAAGCUGCUGAUCCUCGUGUAAUGCAGAUUGUGAAUGAUGAUGAAGAUGAUACAGAUGAAGAUGAUGAUAAUGAUGAAAACAUUAUUAGCGACAACAGUGCUUCACACAUGAAUCUGGACAUUCCAACAUCUGAAUUGAACACAAGUUCAGUGAACAUGCAAGUUAAUGAGCUUCUGCCAGAGGUUGCAGGUGAAGCAGAUGAUGGAUGGGUUGUAGUCUCAAACAGAAGAAAUAAGGGACGAAAAAAUUAGAUGGAAAAUCUGUAAUUACUUUUCUUAGACAACCUCGGAGAAUCAUUUUUACAUAGCCUACUACAUACUUUAUGUUAUGGUUUAAGUGUAAUUACUUUAAUGUUUAAUUGCAUUUUCAAUCAUUCUAAUUUAGAUGAUGUGCAAUUUUGACUAUUUGAGUUAAGGGCUGAUUGGUUU
Abrus precatorius (Indian licorice) is the source of this 1094-nucleotide messenger RNA. Its product is annotated as pre-rRNA-processing protein TSR2 homolog. Gene Ontology annotation, cellular component: nucleus. The transcript has 5 exons. Lineage: Eukaryota; Viridiplantae; Streptophyta; Magnoliopsida; Fabales; Fabaceae. Gene Ontology annotation, biological process: maturation of SSU-rRNA from tricistronic rRNA transcript (SSU-rRNA, 5.8S rRNA, LSU-rRNA). The record is from RefSeq and is a predicted model, not a curated record. The coding region runs from base 306 to 917 and encodes 203 amino acids.